CUCUGUAUACCUGACAUCCUCCGAUUGCGUCUUGUGUUCAUUCUCACUUUUGCUCAUUUUUUUUUCCAGAAAUAUCCUGCGACGCCCGUUCGGUCUCGAUCCGGCACUCUCGAGAGGCGAUAAACAUCUGGGCUUGUUUCCUGGUGGACCUUUUUGGCGACGGCUGAUACAGAGCAGUCCAUACGGCGCUUUAAGGACACCUCGUCUUGACCCACACAGCUAGUGCUCUGAAGGGAGUAUGCCCCCAUUUGACCAUGGCGCUGCCGUCCUAUUGGCUACUCCGGCACUCCGUGGUCAUGUGCUUGCUGCUACACAGCUUGGUCUUGAUGACACUCUGCUUCCACCACGCAGCCACCUCCUGCUCAAAGCAUUGCUACUGCUCCGAGAGCGAGGGUCCAUCUGGGGGCAAGACCAUGCGGUGCAGCAACCUACGCCUCACCGAGAUUCCACAGGACAUCCCAAACGACACACGGCGCCUCUACCUGGACUACAACCUGCUGACCGGUGUCCCUGCCAAUGCCUUUCGAGAUCUUCCUCUGCUGGCCGAACUCGAUCUUUCCCACAACGAGCUGGCACUGCUUGAGCCUGGAGCUUUCCGGGGCCUGGCUGCCUCGUUGCUGUUCCUGGAUCUUUCCUCCAACCAGCUGGUGACGCUGGACCCCGAAGCUUUUGAAGGCGUGAGGGCUCGAUCCAAUCUGACUGGCAACCCCUGGCACUGUGACUGCCGGUUACAGAUGGCACUUCCACGCCUCGAUCUGGAGCCUGUGUCUCUCACCGGCAUCGUUUGCCAAACAUCAGAACCCGAGGACUCGGGUGCCCAAGGUGUGCCCUUUCUGCUGGCCAAAGACUUGGACCUAUGCGUGGUGCUUAAAAAGACCACAGACGUGGCCAUGCUAGUGACCAUGUUUGGAUGGUUCACCAUGGUCAUCUCCUACCUGGUCUACUACGUGCGGCAUAACCAAGAAGAUGCCAGGCGCCACCUGGAGUAUCUCAAGUCUCUGCCCAGCAGGCAGGGCAAGUCUGAGGAAUCUUCCACCAUUAGCACUGUGGUUUGACAGCACACGAUCGCUAAAGGGGGAAGCUUCUCAGGCAAGCACAGGGCAAUGGGCACACUGAAAAGUCUAGCCUGGUAGAGGAACCAAUAACCGGAUUAUCAUCUCUGGAAAUAACAGGCAUGGCGUACUGCAGCUCUCUGGAUCAUCAGAAACCAGCCUUAAACAAAAAACAACCACAGCGACUUAGCAGCUGGAAAAAAUCCUGCCGCAAGUCUUCCAUUUCAGGCUCGAAGGUAAAGACAAACCCUCCUUGGGGAACCUACAUGCCAGCGUUGCAAGAGAAUUGCAGGGGUCAUCUAAUCUUAUCCAGAUAAAUAAUUGAUCCCGGACCGGCCAGGCUCCAAGUCUGCGCUGGCUGAGUGGUUUGUCUGCUCCGAAUGCUUUUGAAGUAGCACGAGUUGUUACUUUUGAGUCGUUUCUGAAAGGAUCCGCCAUCUAUUUGCAUGAGCAUGUAGCAUAAAGCAAGCCCUCUCUUCCAUUACGAUAUUUAUUAACAUGAAAAGUUCUGAUGUUUAUCCCUCCAGACUACAUUCGUUUUUUAUAACAGAGCCAUGCAUAAACAUACACGUCCGUCAUUUCUACAAUUCUGAAUAAACGGUUUAGUGAAAGUCGGUGUAUUGCUCUGAUAUGUAUAUUUUUUAUCAUUUUGUAGAGGAAAUAAUCAUAUUUCGUAAUCCUAGUGAAGGACACCAGCUGGUCCGGUAUUUUCCCGCUCUUUCAGGGGAAGAGUAAAAUGCUGCUUUGUUGGGGUUUUUGUGUGGGUUUUUUUUUUUUUUUUUACAUUUAGUGAUGGUUUCCAGUCCUGUUCCUGGAAUUUCCAAUGAACUCGCAGCUCUAGGAUCCUGAGCUUGGGUUCCUGUCCGUGUGGUUUUCCUUCAGGUCCUCUGGUUUCCUCCCACGUCCCAAAACAUGCUGAUACUGAGAUCUUGGUGCAAAUCUUUUGUUUUUCGGUUGUUUUGGCCAAACUGGCUGCGGACGUAAGAUGUAACAAUUGUACGACUGUUCCUCGCAACCAAGGAAUUAUUUCACGAUUUUUCUCUGCAACGGAAAAAGAAAUAAAAUACAGUGUAAAGCAGCCUUACUUUGUGCAAGCUCAUCUACUCGAACUCGUAACGACGAACGCGAUAGCCCUCGUCGUUUCCAAAUCAGAUUCGCUAACUUGUAAUUGUAGCUAACUUGUAAAUGUAGCUAGCUUGUAAUUGUAGCUAGCUUGUAAAUGUAGCUAGCUUGUAAUUGUAGCUAGCUUGUAAAUGUAGCUAGCUUGUAAUUGUAGCUAGCUUGUAAAUGUAGCUAGCUUGUAAUUGUAGCUAGCUUGUAAUUGUAGCUAGCUUGUAAAUGUAGCUAGCUUGUAAUUGUAGCUAGCUUGUAAAUGUAGCUAGCUUGUAAUUGUAGCUAGCUUGUAAAUGUAGCUAGCUUGUAAUUGUAGCUAGCUUGUGAAUGUAGCUAAUCUGGUCGUUUUGCGGAUUAGGGUUACUUAGCUACAGAGUAAUUGUGUGACUCGAGUUCCACCACCUUCCAAAUUCCACUUUGAUUCAUGUCCUUAAGGGUUAUUGUGGAAGUUAGCGGACCAGGACUGGAAAUCAGUCAAUGCUGUGGGAUUUUAUUUACUUGCUCAUUUUGACUGACUGAAAUCUUUUUUUUUUUUUUCUCAGUUACUCAGGACUCCAAAAGCCUUUUCAGCUAGAACAGGUUUGAGGUGCAGCUUUAUAAUGCUAAUCCUCCAUAGAAUGAAAUGGAAGAUUUGCACAGAAAUGCCACCAAUGGAACGUGCUAAUCUGGAAGGCUUCUCGUGCAUACAUUUAACUCAAGAGGCUUAUGGAUGAAAAUAAAACGGAGAGUCGUGCCGUGUUGGAUGUUUUAAUUAUGUAGAAGGUAGACGUGAUGGAAGGAAUUGGCCUGACUUUUGACACUGCGCUCUAAAAAGUGUGAGUAGAUCAGGAGUCGGUGGAAUUACCGCAUUAUAUGAUUAUUAUUUCUUUUAUUUUUUUUAAUGUAAGGUUUAAAAUCAGUAACAUCGCUGAGAGUUUCCAGAAUCGCGCAGGGUAUGUUUUGUACUGUUAUUAAUUAAAAAAGAUAUCUAUUUUUUACUUUUUGUGUUGGAUUUAUUCCAGAUACAGUAUUCAGGAUGCACUUUAUUGAAAACAAAAUCAAAACCUGACACAGAAAAAUGUACUUAUGUUCCAUUAAAGAUUAAAAAAACACACUGUGGUGUUGUUCCUGAGAACGUUUUCUAUUUUCCAGUGAGAGACUUCCUGCUGAGGAAACUCCACCUGUGCUGGCGAUUUUCACACUCAAGUCAACCACACACACACACACACACACACACACAGGCCGAGAGCUGAACAUAAAGUUGCGAAAGGCAUCCAGGAGACUUGUUAACUUGGUACAAACAUAGAUACAGCAAAUGUCAUCCACUGCCACGUGACUAAGUUGCUGACGGGAACGAACCUGAAAGGUUCCUUUCAGCCCCGAAGAAGGAACGACUCUUAGUGGAAUAAUUCA
Ictalurus furcatus (blue catfish) is the source of this 3557-nucleotide messenger RNA. RefSeq names its product leucine rich repeat containing 3Ca (gene lrrc3ca). Gene Ontology annotation, cellular component: plasma membrane. The record is from RefSeq and is a predicted model, not a curated record. The transcript is spliced from 2 exons. Gene Ontology annotation, molecular function: protein binding. The coding region runs from base 255 to 1055 and encodes 266 amino acids. Lineage: Eukaryota; Metazoa; Chordata; Actinopteri; Siluriformes; Ictaluridae.